AUGGAGAUGUACAACAACCUCUUUACGGAAAUGGUGGGAAGGUGGAGAAAAGAAACACACAUAUUCCACCUUCUGGAGGGAGAGAUGACAAUGACGUUGAAGGAUGUGACCAUGCUAAUAGAGCUUCCAAUCAAUGGUGAUGCCAUAAUAGAGAGUUCACAGAAACCAUUCAAUGGUUAG
Messenger RNA from Linum tenue, 180 nucleotides. Lineage: Eukaryota; Viridiplantae; Streptophyta; Magnoliopsida; Malpighiales; Linaceae. The record is from the annotation of a GenBank genome assembly.